UAACUACUGCCAUUAUUACAGGAUUUUAGCAGGAAUUUUCCCUCCUUUUAAUACCCAAUCUCUCCUUUUCACGUCAUUAAGACAGAAAAUUGAGAAAAAAUUAGACAAGGGAAAGUUUUUACUCACAAGAUUUUGAAUUCUUGAAAAUUUCAAGAUUAAAUUUUUUUGCCCCACCGCCUGUGAGUGAGAGUGCUGUUACUGUUCAAACAUCUCUUCUCCACAAAGAUUCCUCUAACUUUUUGGUUCCCUUUUCUCAUUUUUACUUGCAUUUCAAGCUGCCCACCUCAGAUCCAUGAUUAGGUACUCAGACAACUCAACAUCUCAGAAGGGGUGUUGAGUGUUUUCUUUUUUUGGUGAUGAAAUGCUCGUGAAAAUGAUGUGUGAGCUCUUUUAAGUGUGAAAUGUUACUGACAUUCCCAAUUGUAAGAGAAGCAGGUGAACUGUUUGGUGUUGAUCUUCCAGUUUUGGCAUUGUCUCCAAGUAUGUUCCAUUGCCAUUGUUAGCAGAUGAUCCUUAGACUAGGUGUGGAAUAAUGUCGAGGAUUUCUAAGUGGAAGCUUGAGAAGACAAAAGUAAAAGUGGUCUUUCGGCUUCAAUUUCAUGCCACACAUAUUCCACAAACUGGAUGGGAUAAGUUGUUUAUAUCAUUCAUCCCUGCUGAUUCCGGAAAGGCAACAGCUAAAACAACCAAAGCAAAUGUAAGAAAUGGAGCAUGUAAAUGGGCAGAUCCUAUUUAUGAAACUACUAGGCUUCUUCAAGAUUCUAAAAACAAGCAAUAUGAUGAGAAGCUCUACAAAAUCGUUGUGGCCAUGGGAUCUUCGCGGGCCAGCACACUUGGUGAGGCGACCAUCAACCUUGCUGAUUAUGUUGAUGCUUUAAAGCCUUCUGCUGUAACACUUCCUCUUCAAGGAUGCAAUUUUGGAACUAUAUUACAUAUCACUGUCCAGCUCCUGACCUCAAAAACUGGAUUUAGGGAAUUUGAGCAGCAGAGAGAACUCCGAGAAAGGGGAUUACAAUCAGGGGUUGAUAGUCAUGGCCAUAGUGCCACUGCCAAAAUAUCAUAUUCUGAGGACGUUACCAACGAGCAGUCUGAUAAGGUCAGUGCAAGAAUUAAAUUUAAAGCAGAUGCUAAUGAGCUCUCCUCAGUUGAAGAAGAGAUGAACCUGAAUGAAGAAUGUCGAGACUCGGCUAGUGGAUUUGAUGGCUCAUCCAAUACUUCCGAAAGUUUAUAUGCUGAGAAACAUGAGACUUGCAUUGCACAUGAGGUUGAUAGCCUCAAAAGUACAACUUCUGGUGAUGUACAUGCACUUUUGCAUUGUCAAAGUCCACUUAAAGUGAAAGGAGAUCCAUCUGAUCAGCAAGACAUGGCCCAAGGGAGUACUGGUUCUGCUCAGGGGUGGAGUUCAAACAAUUCCAUGGAUACCGAGUUAGCAAUGGCUUGUGAGGAGAACAAUCGACUAAAAGGAAGCUUGGAAUUGGCAGAAACAUCUUUUUUCAAUCUUAAGCUGGAAGUCAGCUCUUUGCAAAGCUUAGCUGAUGAGUUAGGUGCUGAGACACAAAAGUUUUCCCACCUUCUUGACGCUGAGAUAUCUUCAGGUGAAAAAUUGGCAAAAGAGGUAUCGGUCAUGAAAUCAGAGUGCCUGAAGUUCAAGGAUGAGAUAAUCAGGCUCAAAGAUUUCACAUUUAGUCCUCAAAUUCCUGUUACAGAAACAAGGGACAAUCAGAUUGAUCACUCAGUUCAGAAGUUGCAGCUUCAAUUUUUAAAAGGAAUUAGUGUAGUGGAAGGCAAGAUAAGAGAACUUCAGAACAAAAUUUAUAUUAUCCCCCAUGAUGGAGACACUAAAUUUAUUUACUUAGAGUUGGAAGCAUUGCUCAAUUUUCUGCUGGAUUUUAAACUUGAAAAUGGUGAAGUGACAAAAUUGCUGAAUGCAAUACCAUCAGAAAAACCAGAUGUGAAGGAGACUAGAGAACUGAGCACAUAUAAGGAUGAGCAGUUAGUAUCUGGAAAUGGGCUGGGCCUGGACUUGUGUCAGCCUGAAAGUAUUCUUCAGCAUUUCGGUAUGCCCCCUCUAGUGUCUGAGGUAGUUAACCCUGUAAGUACUAUUGAUGCAAUGAAAGGCCAGAUUUUUGAUCUUGUAAGGGAGUUGGAUGAGGCAAAAGUUGAAAAGGAAGCUCUUACGAGAAAAAUGGAUCAAAUGGAAUGUUAUUAUGAAGCCCUUAUUCAGGAAUUGGAGGAGAAUCAGAAGCGCAUGAUGGCAGAGUUGCAGCUCCUGAGGAAUGAGCAUUCUACUUGUCUGUACACAUUAUCUGCCAGCCAAACUGAAAUGGAAACAUUGCGUCAAGAUAUGAAUCAGCAGAUGCUACGAUUUGUGGAAGAGAGGCAUGAGUUGGAAACCCUCAACAAGGAGCUUGAGAAAAGGGUGACAACUUCAGAAGCUGCACUUAGAAGAGCCCGCUUAAAUUACUCAAUUGCAGUUGAUAAAUUACAAAAAGACCUUGAGCUGCUUUCCUCGCAGGUUAUUUCCAUGUUUGAGACUAAUGAAAACCUUAUCAAGCAGGCUUUACCUUCGCAACCACUGUCAGAAGGAGACCUGAAGUUAAUGCAUAAUCCAGAAGAUGACGAGAUUACAAAAUUAUUGCAGUUUCAGAAUCAUAACUUGGGUUUGAAGAAAAGGUCAGUGGGUGGGGAUAUUCUCUUAGAAGACUUGAGGAGAUCUGUCUGCUUGCAGGAAGAGCUUUAUCAAAAGGUUGAAGAGGAACUUAUAGAAAUGUAUUCUGUAAACUUGAACUUGGAUAUAUACUCUAAGGCAUUGCAAGAAUCCUUGCACGAAGCUGAAGCUGACAUUAGAAUCAUGAGGGGAAAAUUGAAUGAACUUGCCGAGGAGUUGAAACUUUCAACUGCUUCUCAGAAUGAGUUGAUGAUAAGGUUCCAGAAAGCCACAACUGAUAUUCAUGCACUUAAUGAGUACAAAUCUAAUAGCAUUUCCCAGUUCAGUGAUAUGGCUAUGCAAAAUCAGCUUUUAGAAGAUAAAUUAGUAAGUAUUUCCAAGGAGAAUUAUCUUCUUGAUCAGAAGCUGAAAGAAUGUGAAAACACUAUGACUGAAUACAGGGGUUACCAAAGUAAAUAUGCAGCGUGUUUGGCUGAGAAUACAGAGCUGUCUCUCCAGUUAAAACAGGAAGCAGCUGAAAAUGAGAAGCUUGCAAAUGAAAUGUCACUUUUAAAGGAAAAUUUGAAGAUCCUUAAGUCUGAAUCAGAUGAAUUGGUUUCUGUCAAGGAAACUCUCGAGGAAGAUCUGAGUUUUGCACAUGAUAAGUUGGUCAAUCUGUUGGAAUCUUACAAGAAACAAUUUUGUUCUCUUGCUAAUUGUCAGAGCCUCGAUUUGGAAAGCGUGGAUAUAAGUGAUGCCAUUUUGAAGUUAGAAGAAAUCCAGCAUAAUGUUUGUGUGAGAAUUUGUCAACUGAUGGAAGAGAAUCAAAAUCUAGAAAGUGAGAAAGUCACUGCUGAUGCAUCCUUGAGCACUGUUAGAUCUGAAAUUCUGGUGACGAAACAGAAGUUCAAAAGUGACAUACAAGAUAUGGUUACUAAACUAGAUGUGUCCAAUGCUCUUGUGAACAAACUUCUAGCUGAACUCGAAUCAAUUGCUAGCAAAAUCCACUUCAGUUCUGAAAUCGAAGGGAAGUAUGCCCAGCAGAGCAGAGUACUUUUAGACGAGCUUAAUCAUCUCGAAGAUCAAAUGCAAGAGCUGACAUGUAAAAAUGGUCACUUUGCUCAAGAGAUCUUGGGCUUGGAUGCUCUGGCAGAAGAACUUGGGAGGAGUCAAUUAACCGUCACUGAGCUAGUACACGAUAAGCAAGACUUAGCAAUGCGCUUACAUGAUAAAACUGAAGAAUCUAUCAAGCUUUCAUGUGAAAUUAGCUGUCUGAAAGAAAAUUUGAAAAAUUUGAAUAACGAGUUGCAUGAGGAGAAGGUUUACAAGGAUGAACUGGAGGUGAAAGUUAGACAUCUAACUUCUCAGUUGAGCAUGGAUCAGGAUAAAUUGCUUAUCUUCGAACAGCAACAAACUGAACUCAUGCAUGUUAGGGAACUGGCAUCAGAUCUUGAAUUGGAGAAAUCUAGACUUGCUCAUCUUUUGGGUCAGCAAAAUGUGCUUAUAGAAAAACUUAAGAGGAAUAAUUCCUAUCAAGCUAGUCUUGAAAGUCAGUUAGUGGAAAUGCAUGACUACUCACUUUUGGUGGAUGUUAAACUUACUUAUGUUGCAAACCAGUAUGAAGCUUUACUUGAAGAACUUCUGCAGAAACUUGUGUACUCAGAGGGGUGUCUCAGGGAGCUUCAUAAAAGGUAUCGUGAUACAGAGGCUAUGUUGAAUCACUGUCAUGAAAGUGAAGCUAACUGGAGGGAAGAAAAAGCUGACUUGUUGACAAGUCUUAAAAACCUAAGAUCGGAUUUAGAAGUCUCUGCAGCUCAAAACAAGCUUUUUUCAGAUUCCAACAAGGAGAUCACUGAUCAACUUGAGGAGUGCAACAGGAAGCUGACAAUGAUGGAAACCAGCUUUACGUUGGACAACACUCUUCAAGCUUCUGAAGUGGAAAGGCUAAAAAGCAUGAUGACAGAUGCUGAGGAAGAAAUCAAUUGCUUGACUUAUACAAAAGAGGAAUUGGAAAUUUUAGUUAUAGUACUCAAAGGCAAAGUUGACGAACAGUCUGCUUAUAUAACUUUGCUGGAGGAACGCAAAGAUGAACUGAUGAUGCUUCGCUCCAAGUGCAAUGAACUUUCUCAUAAGCUCUCUGAACAGGUUUUGAAGACAGAAGAAUUUAAGAACUUAUCUACCCAUUUGAAGGAGCUUAAAGACAAGGCUGAGGCUGAAUGUCUUGUAGCUCGUGAAAAAAGAGAAACUGAAGCACCACCAGCUGCUGUGCAAGAUUCCCUGCGAAUUGCGUUUAUCAAAGAACAAUAUGAAACAAAAAUCCAAGAGCUUAAGCAACAGCUUUCUAUGUCCAAAAAGCAUGGGGAGGAGAUGCUUUUGAAGCUGCAAGAUGCAAUUGAUGAAAUUGAGAACAGGAAGAAGUCUGAAGCUGUGAACUUGAAGAGGAAUGAAGAGCUCUCAGUCAGACUGUCGGCAUUGGAAGCUGAAUUGCAGUCAGCACUUGCGGAAAAGCGUGAAAAAAGCAAAGCUUAUGACCGAACAAUGGCUGAGCUGGAAUGUGCAUUACUAAGUCUAGAAUGUUGCAAGGAAGAAAAAGAUAAGCUUGGAGCUUCUUUGCUUGAAUUUGAAGCAGAAAAAUCUCGACUUGCUACUGAACUUACUUCCGUCAAGGGUCAACUGGAGGAUUUAAAAUCUUCGAUGAAGUUUGAAAAGGAUGAAUACGGCUCUCUGACUGAAGUAGAGCACACACUCAAUGGAUCAACUGGUAACUCAUCCCCAAUCUUCUUGGAGCGGGAUGAGACAAUGUGUGGUAUUAAAAGAGAAAAAGUUAUGUCGAUCGUAGAAUGUGAAAAUGCAGAUUCAACUGAGUCUGUGCACUUCCAAGUUGUUCAGGAUGAUGCAUCUAAAUGCAUGCACCAGAAUCCCAAGGUAAUUGUUACAGAAGGGUUCCUACAGAGCAAUGGCAAGAGUUUAAAUGUUAAUGAUGAGCUGGGAGCCCAAAGAUUGAAAUCUAGCAUUGAGCAUUUACAUGAAGAGCUGGAAAAGAUGAAAAAUGAAAACACGAUCUUCGAUUAUGAAGUGGACCCGGGUUCUGAAGUCCCACAAAGAGAAAUCAUGCAACUGCAUAAAGCAAAUGAAGAGCUUAGAAGCAUGUUUCCUUCUUUCAAUGAAAUUUCCAGUGAUGGGAAUGCAUUACAAAGGGUUCUUGCACUGGAAGUUGAGCUUGCUGAAGCGUUGAGGGUAAAGAAUAAAUUGAAUGUCCAAUUCCAGAGUUCUUUCCUGAAACAACAUAGCGAUGAGGAAGCAGUUUUCAGAAGCUUCAGAGACAUCAACGAGCUGAUCAAAGAAAUGUUGGAACUCAAGGGAAGGCAUGUUGCUAUGGAGACUGAACUGAGAGAUAUGCACGAAAGGUACUCCCGUCUGAGCCUCCAGUUCGCAGAGGUUGAAGGCGAGAGACAGAAACUCAAGAUGACACUAAAGAACGUCCGAUCAUCCAGGAAGCCCAUUGGCUUAGAUCGAUCAUCAUCUGCCAACGUUAUGGACCUCCCAUCCUAGGAAGACAUUUAAGUACCAUUUUUGUGUCGUUUUUUGUUCAUCCUUCUUCCACAGUUGAUCCAUCUGAAGCUGUAGAAGCCACAUGGGUACCAACGUACCGUCGGUCGGCUGCAGAGCCUCUACUCGUAGUUUCGGGGAUGCUGAAGAUAAUUGCGGUCCUCCAUGUAAAUAAUUGUUGAAG
Molecule: messenger RNA, 6380 nt
Organism: Sesamum indicum (sesame)
Lineage: Eukaryota; Viridiplantae; Streptophyta; Magnoliopsida; Lamiales; Pedaliaceae
Product: sporulation-specific protein
Source: RefSeq, a predicted model, not a curated record